AUGGUUUCUGGCCUAUUUCUCUUUCUCCUUCUCCUCCUGCCCUCACCCGUCCCUGCCUCCUGCCGCCCUGCCACCCCGGAGGAGUGUAAGGAGAACCAAAAGUUCAUCCCGGGGUACCAGCUGGCAGGAGAAGGCGUGGAUGUCACCACCCUGCAGCGCACUGGCUUCUUCUCUGUGGAUCUAACUAAAUACCUCCAGAAGAACGGAACCUGCAUGCUCUGCCACAAUGACCAUCAGGGUGGGGAACGCCAACGCCUCCCUUUGGCCAUCACAGACUGGCACGCUGAAACGGCCAAGUGCCAUAGGGCAGUGGUCAAGACAAUGUCUCAUUCGACCAUAGAUGUGGCCAACUCAGUAGCCAAGAGCAUCAGAAAUGAUUGGAAGGCGGGGCUGGACGUGGCCCCCAAACCAGGAGUCAACUUCCAGGUGUCGAUAGCUGGAUCCCACUCCCAAGCAGCCGAUUUUGCUUCAGGAAAAUUGCAGGAGGAUGAGUAUAUCUUCACCAGCGACGAGGUGGAGUGUCGCUACUACAGGUUCCACCUUGUUCGGAAACCCCCUUUGAAAACCCAUUUCAGCCAAGCUAUCCAGGCCCUCCCCCUCAAGUUCAACUCCUCCACUCAAUCCAACUACUUCCGUCUGGUCUCCGAAUACGGCACUCACUUCAUCACAUCUCUGAACCUGGGGGGUCGGGCCACCGACAUAACUGCCCUGCGCACCUGCAAGCUCGCUCUGGACAGGAUCACGGCCGACGAGGUGGCCAAGUGUCUGGAGGUGGAAGCGAAUGUGAAUGUACUCAGCCACGGGCCCACCACAGCGAAUAAGAAGUGUGAGGAGCAGAGGAAAGAGCAUGGGAUCCAAGGGUCCUUCCACGACACGUACAAUGAGCGACACGUGGAGGUGGUGGGAGGGCAGCACGAGAACACUGCUGACCUGAUUUUUGGGGUCCCCCAGGGGCCGGAGCAGUUCACCGCCUGGAUGGCCACACUCCCAGCAUCUCCCGGGCUGGUGAGCUACUCCCUGUCCCCUCUCCACUUGCUGUUGAAGCCUCAGAACCCCCGCAGAGAAGAAUUGAGGCAGGCCGUGAGUGAGUACAUCAACAAGAGGGCCCGGUGGCAAAACUGCACCGAGCCGUGCCCUCCCGGGAAAGUGAAAAGUUCCCGUGACCCCUGCCGCUGUGUGUGCCUGAAAAUAGGAGGUAUGGACGAGAACUGCUGCCCUCAGGAAAGGGGCCUGGCCAGGAUGGAGGUGACCAUCCACAGAGCCAAAAAUCUGUGGGGAGACAAAACCACGGCCACAGACGCCUAUGUCAAGGUGUACCUUGGGGGGCAGGAGUGGAAGACUACCACGGUGUGGAACAACAACAAUCCGGUGUGGGGGCAGUGGAUAGAUUUUGGUAUGGUGGAGCUGUCCAGGGCGGGCCCCCUCCGGGUGCAGGUGUGGGAUGAGGACGAGGGCUGGAAUGAUGACCUCCUGGGCUCCUGCGACCAGCAGCCUGUGGCGGGGAAUUCCCAGAAGAUAUCUUGCCUCUGUAAGCACGGCUCCGUGGAGUUCUCGUAUAAGGCCACCUGUGCGGCCCACCUGAAGGGACGAAAGUGCCUAGAGUAUGCCCCUCAGUGGGACCAAGCUGCGAAGGACCAUCUGGGUCUGCCUAGUCAAGUGGCCCAUUGA
Molecule: messenger RNA, 1668 nt
Organism: Tachyglossus aculeatus (Australian echidna)
Lineage: Eukaryota; Metazoa; Chordata; Mammalia; Monotremata; Tachyglossidae
Product: perforin-1-like
Exons: 2
Coding region: 1-1668 (555 amino acids)
Biological process (GO): leukocyte mediated cytotoxicity
Molecular function (GO): pore-forming activity; calcium ion binding
Source: RefSeq, a predicted model, not a curated record